Molecule: messenger RNA, 306 nt
Organism: Aphanomyces astaci
Lineage: Eukaryota; Oomycota; Saprolegniomycetes; Saprolegniales; Verrucalvaceae
Exons: 3
Coding region: 1-306 (101 amino acids)
Source: RefSeq, a predicted model, not a curated record
AUGACGCCCCAGCCCCUCCCGCAGUCCCGUGUUGGCCGUCCGCGGAUCCUCCAAAUCAUGUCCUCCAGCCCUCGAAGCACGUGCCCCCCCUCUGAGCGAGCCCGCGCGUUUGACCGUGCGGAAAAGCGAGCAGCCGCGCGGUACUUGAUCCAGCAGCAACCUGCUCGGUGUGUCAAGGACGCCCCCACGACCUGGAACAGCUCCCCAAACUCCAAGCGCGUGAUUCCUGCACGUGCAUUAGUCGCACCCCCUCGCCGUCCUCUCGGUCGAUCUGGCGAGAGAGGCGCAGCUGUUGUCGUGCAAUAG